CCGACCGCCCCCGACAGGCUCCGCGCGCUUUGCGCGCCAGCUUUGGCCUCAGCCUGCGAGCUGCAGAGUAGUGACGGACUAUGGAGAACAGCUACGAGGAGACCAUCGACAAACGCCGCGUCCACCUGCGCCCUGAUACACUGCGCGAUCCCGCCCCCGCCUCGCUGCACCUUCUGCCCUGCGAGGUCCCGGUUAACCGGCCCACGCCGGUGGGGCGCUUCUUCACCCCAGCCAUCCGCCUGGGUUCCGACGGACUGGAAGCAUCGUUUCGGGGCCGUAGUCUACGUGGCGAGGAGGUGGCGGUGCCGCCCGGCUUCGUGGGAUAUGUGAUGACAGAAGAGAAGGCAGAAGUGUUGGUGGCGAAGCAGGAUGACCACGAGCGAGAGGAGCAGGAACUGGAGGAACCCCCAGAGGCGCUGGAGCGGGACUGCGACCGCUUUAUGGGAGCCACAGCCAGCUUCAGCAGCUUCACCGUGUGGGGCCUGGAAUCUAUCCCUGGUCCGGAUGCCAAACUGCGUGGGGCCCUAAGCUGGCCCAGCCUCGCUGCAGCGAGCCUGCCUUCAUCCUGUCUGCGCUCCAGCUGGAAGGACAGCUCUUUGAUGCUCACUGUCUGCAGAGGCACACCUCAUUUUAUUAGCUUUCACAGAGAUUGCUUUUUUUUUUAAACAAAGGUUUGUGGCAACCCUGCCUUGAGUUUAUCAGUGCCAUUUUCCCAACAGCAUUUGCUCAUGUCGCAUCUCGUCACCUUUUCAUCAUUCUUGCAAUAAUAUUCCAAACCUAUUCAUUAUUAUUGUAUUUGUUACAGUAAUCAGUGGUUUUUGAUGUUACCACUGUAAUUUUUUUGAGAUACUGUUAUUGCACCCUUAAUAGACUAUGGCACAACAUAAAUAUAACUUUUAUAGAGUUUGGGAAACCAGAAAAACUCUCGUGACUGCUUUAUUUCAACGCUCACCUUGUCACAGUGGUCUAGAACUGAACCUGCAGGGUCUCUGGGCUCUGCCAGUACGUUCACUCCUGCCCUUCAGAACCCACUGCUGGGGAUUCCUGUACCCACCCUACCCUUGUGUCAAGGUUCAGAGGUUACCUCCUCUUUGAAGCCUUGCUGAUCACCCUGGGAUCCUGACAGCCCACUUUUCUCAUGAAACAUAUCACACUGGGAUCCAAACUGCUACUGGCCUGUUUGUCUUCCCCUGUGAGCUCUCAGAGAACAGAGAUUUUGUCAAAUUCCUGGUCACUCUGUAUCUACCAGCACCCGGCCUACAGCAAGAAUGCAGUAAAUGUGGUGAAGAGAUCUGUCCCCUGUAACUGUCAGUGUCUUCCGGAGCUGGAAGAAGCUACUCACUCAACUCCCCCAGACUCCCGGCACCAAAGCCUUCCCGC
Messenger RNA from Capra hircus (goat), 1380 nucleotides. RefSeq names its product ribonuclease H2 subunit C (gene RNASEH2C). The record is from RefSeq and is a predicted model, not a curated record. Bases 81 to 665 code for a protein of 194 amino acids. The transcript has 4 exons. Gene Ontology annotation, biological process: RNA catabolic process. Lineage: Eukaryota; Metazoa; Chordata; Mammalia; Artiodactyla; Bovidae. Gene Ontology annotation, cellular component: ribonuclease H2 complex.